This is a messenger RNA of Plectropomus leopardus (leopard coralgrouper), 245 nucleotides long. The record is from RefSeq and is a predicted model, not a curated record. NCBI's taxonomy places the organism in Eukaryota, Metazoa, Chordata, Actinopteri, Perciformes, Serranidae.
AUUUCCAGCUCGUUUGAGACGGAGGCCAUCACCAGGCAGAAGCUGGUCAAAGGUCACGCCUACUCCAUCACUGCAGCACGGCAGGUCCAUCACCAGGGCUCUGCGGUGGAGCUGCUGAGGAUCAGGAACCCCUGGGGUCAGGUGGAGUGGACCGGAGCCUGGAGCGACGGUUCUAAGGAAUGGUCCGCAGUGGAGCCGGAGGAGAAGCAGCAGCUGGAUCACGCUGCCGAGGACGGCGAGUUCUG